Messenger RNA from Marchantia polymorpha subsp. ruderalis, 2230 nucleotides. Lineage: Eukaryota; Viridiplantae; Streptophyta; Marchantiopsida; Marchantiales; Marchantiaceae. The record is from the annotation of a GenBank genome assembly.
AUUUCUGAAGGCGCCGGCGCUGGGCCGGGGACGAAUUCUCAUCUAGCGCGCCUCGCGUCGGGCUGGGCUGGACUGGACCGGGCUACCGUACCUUCCUUCAUCCCACCACGGGAAUCGGCCAUAGCCUUAUUAGCAGCGCUUAAGAGCCGAGAAUCGAGAUCCAGUGCUCGCUAGGUCUUUCGUGUGAGGCAGAGGAGAGAGUGAUCGAGAGCGAUUCGCCGUGAUCUGCGCCUGAUUUCUCCUUCCUUCGCAUUUGAAAGCGAGAGGAACAAUGGCGGUUCCUGCUUACGCGGUGGUUCCGAGAGCUGAGACUCUCGCAUCCUCUUGCCCGAUGACCUCUAAAAUUACCUCCUCGAAUUCCACUAAUAUGGCGAAGUCGCUCGUGCCGACGAGAUUGAGCUCCUCAGCCUGGAUCACGGGACAGCGAUUUUGUGUAAAUUCCUUCUCGUCGAAGAGUUCAGUCAGCUCAUCCUCUGGUACCGGACAGGCCACGACUAUCACCAUGACGGCCACCAUGCCUCCGAAAGCAGAUCGCAAGGUAUCUGGUUUAUACGUCCCUCAUGAGACGCACAAGCAGGUCCUACACUCCAUACCACCAUCGAAAUUGGAAAUUGUGCAGUCUCUUGACACAUGGGCGGAGGAGACAUUGCUGCCGUUCUUGAAACCAGUGGACAAAUGCUGGCAACCGCAAGAUCAUCUCCCGGAGCCAUCUUCCGAAGGGUUCUACGAGGAGGUGAAGGAGUUACGUGCACGAGCUGCAGAAUUGCCUGACGACUACCUCGUAGUUCUGGUGGGAGAUAUGAUUACUGAGGAGGCUCUACCAACUUAUCAGACGAUGCUUAACACUCUCGAUGGCACGAAAGACGAAACCGGUGCUAGUCUCACUCCCUGGGGUGUGUGGACACGAGCUUGGACUGCGGAGGAAAACAGACACGGAGAUCUACUGAACAAGUACUUGUAUUUAACAGGCCGUGUUAAUAUGAGGUCUAUCGAGAAGACCAUUCAGUACUUGAUUGGUUCUGGAAUGGAUCCACAAACGGAGAACAACCCCUACCUUGGAUUUGUCUACACAUCGUUUCAAGAACGAGCAACAUUUAUCUCGCACGGAAAUACAGCGCGUCACGCAAAGGACUUUGGUGAUGCCAAGCUGGCCACUAUUUGCGGACUUAUCGCAGCCGACGAGAGGCGACACGAGAAUGCGUACAGUAAGAUCGUGGAGAAACUGUUUGAGGUCGAUCCCGAUGGUGCGAUGUUGGCUUUCGGAGACAUGAUGAGGAAGAAAAUCGCUAUGCCAGCCCAUCUGAUGUACGAUGGAGUAGAUCAAAAUUUAUUCAGUAACUUUUCCAUGGUCGCACAGAGGACGGGUACUUACACCGCCAGAGAUUACGCCGACAUUUUGGAGCACCUUGUAGCUAGAUGGAACGUACCGAAGAUCGAAGGUUUGUCCGGCGAAGGAAGACGAGCCCAAGAGUUCGUCUGCACGCUUGCUCCGCGCAUCAGGAAGCUGGACGAGCGUGCCCAACUCAAACCCAAGAGAUCUCCCAAGACAGGGCCUUUCAGCUGGAUUUUUGACAGGGAAGUGCAAAUGUGGUAAAGUUCCAAUUUUGAGUGUAAAUCUGGGAAGUACCUACCUACCUAAGGACGGCAAUCAAUGCAGCAACCUUACAACUCUUCGAACUUGGCAGAAAUCAGAGGAAUUUAAAGAGUCAUUCACGGUUCGUAGAGUGUCCGAAGCCUCCAUUGCUUGAGCGGGGUUUUUUUUUGCAACCUUAGGGUUCGAGGUGAAGUAUAGCGGACAGAGGUUCACUUGUACAUAAGCUACACAGCUACUUGUGUGAAUCUUCAGGUUUAUGGCAACUUCUUAGCUGUUUGCAGUCACAGGAAUGUGGUGGAGGGACUCUGUCUAGCAGUAAGGGUUUGCAGGAUGCAGUGGUUACAGUGAGGAGCCGUAGGACGAGUACAGGCUGGCUUGCUCGGUAAGACAGUCUCCAGCUUGUCAGAGUUUUAGAUAAUUCUGAAAUUAUCCAUGCCAGCGGGAGCUAUGUAGCAAGUUCAGUUCUUUUGAUCUAGGAAGUGUCACUGGAUCUGGGAAUAAGAAACUUUGGACCAUCAUUUGAUAUAACUUUCAAAUUCAAGAGUAAAAGUGAAAAUUUUGUGUAGGUGCGCAGUGGUUUUUAGUGAUGGUAAACAGAAAGCUCUCUUCCGACCUUUACAUAAAAUUUCCCUGAAC